GCAAAACCAAUACAAUAUUGUAAAGUUAAAAAAUAAAAUAAAAAAAGAUACUUUUUCACUCUUAGAGCACCUAAGGGUUUUAGGAGUUCUCUAACAGCAACAGCAUGAAGACUAAGUAUUCUAAAUAUAAGUCACUACAUCACAGUCUUCGAGGCUCAUCCAUACUGCAGUACAUGGCAGAAUUUCCUUUCUUUUUAAGGCUGAAUGAUACUCCACUGCAUGUUUAUACCACACUUUAUUCAUUCCAGAAAUAAUACUUUUGAAUGCAUUUUUCUUCAUAUAUAUUCAUAUGGGCUUCAUAUAUGGGGAAAACGUUUUAAGUUCUUUAUUUCCCUCUUGUACUGAUACCUGCUUACUAGCUCAUUUAAAAUUUAUUUAGUUGAGAGAUAAACAAAGUAAACCUUGACUUCUUGCUUAUGUACUUUUCUUUGUGCAUGGGUUCACUGCUGAGUAACUCCUUCAUGCCACAAGAAGAACGUGUUUUGGUCUUUCCUUUUCCCUCCUCUUAUCAAAACAGGAUUCCUCCAGGGCCAGCCUAGCAGUAGAACAGACACCAGGGAGCCUGAGGCUGUCAUCUAAGUAGCCUGACUAGCUUUGUCUCUGUCAUCUAUGCUCAUCUCCACUGACCAGUAUUGGCCACUAGCUCAGUGUGUCUCGUGAUUGGGCGGGGGAGGAGGGGGUAGUUUAUCCCAGGUAAGCUCCCCCAGGAUUCUGCUCCAUUCCAGUUGGAGACCUUCCCACAGUGCCCUUGUUUGGUCCUGAUGAGGGCAGCGUGCCCAGAGGGUGAGCUGCUAUCUCCUUCUGCCAGCUUUCUCUGUCUUCACCACAGCUGAGGGGCGUUUCUGCUGCAGCCUGCCCCUCCCUCUCCAUUUUCUGGGUGGGGGCCUGGGCUCAGAGUUUGGUAGAGUUUGCAGCCCAGUUUGGGAACGUGGGCGCCUGGGGUCCUGCGCCCCGUGCCUUGCGGUUCCCGCACCGCCUUCAUCAGCGGCGCCUGCGGCCUCGCUUCACACCUGCGUGUGGCCCGGGGCUGCCCCCACCCCACGUCCCCGGCCUGCGCUGGUCCAGGCCGGCAAGAUGCAGCCGGUGUCCCCGGAGGAGAAGCCCAACCCGCUGCAGGACGCGAACGUCUGCUCCCGGCUGUUCUCCUGGUGGCUAAACCCCUUGUUUAAAAUUGGUUAUGAACGGAAAUUAAAACCAGAUGAUUUGUACUCAGUGCUUCCAGAAGAUCGCUCCCAGCACCUUGGAGAAGAGCUGCAAGGGUACUGGGAUCGAGAAGUUUUGAGAGCCAAGAAAGAUGCACGGGAGCCUUCUUUAAAGAAAGCAAUCAUCAAGUGUUACUGGAAAUUCUAUUUCAUUCUGGGACUACUUACAUUUCUUGAGGAAGGCACCAAGGUGGUUCUGCCCAUAUUUUUUGGGAAAAUUAUUAGUUAUGUUGAAAACUAUGAUCCCAAUGAUUCUGCCGCUUUGCACGAAGCCUACGGCUAUGCAGCAGGGCUGAGCACCUGCAUGCUCAUAUGGGCUGUUCUGCAUCACUUGUGCUUCUACCACAUGCAGCGCGUGGGGAUGAGGCUGAGAGUAGCCGUGUGCCAUAUGAUCUACCGCAAGGCCCUUCGCCUGAGUAGCUCAGCCAUGGGGAAGACCACCACAGGCCAGAUAGUCAACCUGCUGUCCAACGAUGUGAACAGGUUUGACCAGGUAACACCGUUCUUGCACUAUCUGUGGGUGGGGCCACUGCAGGCUGUCGCAGUGACUGCCCUGCUCUGGAUGGAAAUAGGAAUAUCAUGUCUUGCCGGGAUGGCGGUUCUGAUUAUUCUUCUGCUUUUGCAAAGCUGCUUUGGGAAGUUGUUUUCAUCACUCCGGAGUAAGACCGCUGCUCUCACAGAUGAGAGGAUAAGGACCAUGAGUGAAGUCAUAACUGGCAUCAGAACAAUAAAAAUGAAUGCUUGGGAAAAGUCAUUUAUAGACCUUAUUACCAGACUGAGAAGUAAGGAAAUUUCCAAGAUUCUGAGAAGUUCCUACCUUAGGGGCAUGUAUUUGGCAUCAUUUUUCACUGUGAGCAAAAUCAUGAUUUUUGUCACCUUCAUCACCAAUGAGCUCCUUGACAACCGGAUCACAGCCAGCCAAGUGUUUGUGGUGGUGACGCUGUUCGAGGCUUUGCGGUUCUCGAGCACCCUCUACUUCCCCCUGGCCGUUGAGAAGGUGUCAGAGGCCGUCGUCAGCAUCCAAAGAAUCAAGAAUUUUUUAUCACUUGAUGAAAUACCACAGCUCAACACUCAGCUGCCAUCAGAUGGUGAAAUGAUGGUGGACAUGCAAGAUUUCACUGCUUUUUGGGAUGAGGAAUCGGAAUCACCAACCCUAAAAGGCCUUUCAUUUACUGUCAGACCGGGUGAACUGUUGACUGUGGUUGGACCUGUGGGAGCAGGAAAGUCGUCACUGUUACGUGCUCUGCUGGGGGAGCUGGUCCCUAGCCAGGGGAAGGUCAGCGUGCACGGGAGGAUCGCAUAUGUUUCUCAGCAGCCCUGGCUGUUUCCAGGAACUGUGAGAAGUAACUUUUUAUUUGGGAAGAAAUAUGAAGAAGAGAGAUAUAAAGAAGUAAUAAAGGCUUGUGCUUUGGAAGAGGAUUUGCAGAAUUUGAAGGAAAGAGAUCUAACUGUGAUAGGAGAUGGAGGAACCCCACUGAGCGAAGGACAGAAAGCCCGGGUCAGCCUCACCAGAGCCAUCUAUCAAGAUGCAGACAUCUACCUCCUGGACAAUCCACUCAGCGCAGUGGACGCAGGAAUCAGUAGACUCUUGUUAGAACAGUGUAUUCGUCAGGCCUUGAAGGAGAAGAUCACAAUCUUAGUGACUCAUCAGCUGCAGUACCUAAAGGAUGCAAGUCAGAUUCUGAUACUGAAAGAUGGCAAAAUGGUGAAAAGGGGGACUUAUUCUGAGUUCCUGAAAUCUGGGGUAGAUAUUUUUUCCCUUUUUGAGAAGGGGAAUGAGCAGUCUGAACCAUCUCCAAUUCCAGGAACUCCCACUCUGAUCUCCGAGUCUUUGGGUCAGUCUCUCCAGUCUCCCAGACCCUCGUUGAAAGAUGUGGCUCCAGAAGACCAAGAUACUGAGAAUAUACAGGUUACACUACCUCUAGAGGACCAUUUGGAAGGAAAAGUUGGUUUUAAGACCUAUAAGAAUUAUUUCACAGCCGGUGCUGACUGGCCUGUCGUCAUCUUCCUUAUUCUAGUAAGCUUUGCAGCUCAGGUUGCCUGUGUCCUGCAGGACUGGUGGCUUACAGACUGGGCGAAUGUACAAAGUGACCUGUAUUCUGGGGCUUUAGUAAAAGAUGUCAAUGCGAUGCUUGUUCUAAACUCGUUCUUAGGAGUUUAUUCAGGGUUAACUGUAUCUACCGUCCUUUUUGGCAUUACAAGGUCUCUGUUGAUAUUCUACAUCCUUGUUAAUUCUUCACAAACUUUGCACAACAAAAUGUUGGAGACCAUUUUGAGAGCCCCAGUAUUGUUCUUCAGUAGAAAUACAAUAGGAAGAAUUUUGAAUCGUUUCUCCAAAGACAUUGGGCAUAUGGAUGACUUGCUGCCCCUGAUAUUUCAAGAUUUCAUCCAGAUGUUUCUACUUGUGAUUGGUGUGGUGGGUGUGAUGGUGGCUAUGAUUCCUUGGAUGGCUAUACCUGUCAUUCCCCUUGGCAUCAUUUUCUUUGUUCUCCGGCGAUAUUUCUUAGCGACAUCACGAGAUGUGAAACGCCUGGAAUCCACAACACGGAGCCCAAUGUUUUCCCACUUAGCAUCUUCUCUCCGGGGACUCUGGACCAUCCGGGCAUACAAAGCUGAACAGAGGUUUCAGGAAGUAUUCGACACAUGCCAGGACUUGCACUCAGAGGCUUGGUUCCUGCUUUUGACGACGUCCCGAUGGCUCGCUGUGUAUCUGGAUGUCAUCUGUGCCAUCUUUGUCACUGUUGUUGCCUUUGGGGCCCUGACUCUGGCAGAAACUUUGAACCCCGGGGAGAUUGGCCUGGUGCUCUCUCUCUUGCUCACGCUCACACUCACGGGGAUGUUCCAGUGUUGUGUCAGGCAAAGCAUCGAAACUGAGAAUAUGAUGAUUUCAGUAGAAAGGGGGAUUGAAUAUACAGAGUGUGAGAAAGAAGCACUCUGGGAAUACAAGUUUCGACCACCACCAGCCUGGCCCCAUACAGGCGUGAUUGACUUUUACAAUGUGAACUUCAGAUACAGCUUAGAUGAGCCUCUGGUAUUGAAGGACCUGAUACCAUGCAUAUUCUCAAGUGAAAAGGUUGGCAUCGUGGGAAGAACGGGAGCUGGAGAAAGUUCCCUCAUCGCUGCCCUUCUUAGGUUGUCAGAGCCUGAAGGUAGAAUUCUAAUUGAUGGCAUCUGGACAACUGAAAUUGGACUUCACGAUUUAAGGAAGAAAAUGACAGUUGCACCUCAGGUGCAACUUAAAGAUGCCAUUGAAGGUCUUCCUGGUAAAAUGAAUGCUGAAUUAACAGAAUCUGGAUUAAACUUGAGUUCUGGACAGAGACAAUUGGUGUGUCUUGCUAGGGCUAUCCUCAGAGAAAAUCGGAUAUUGAUUAUUGACAAAGCCACAUCAAAUGUGGAUCCAAGAACUGAUGAGUAAAUACAAAAAAAAAUUCAUGAGAAAUUUGCCCAGUGUACUGUGCUAACCAUCACACACAAGUUGAGCAAUGUCAUUUACUGUUCACGGAUAAUGGUUUUGGAUUCAGGGAGACUGGAAGAACAUGAUGAACCAUUUGUUUUGCUGCAAAAUAGAGACAGCCUGUUUUACAAGAUGGCGCAACAACUGGGCGAGGCGGAGGCUGCUGCCCUCACUGAAAGGGCAAAACAGGUGCACACUGAAAGGAAAUAGCCAGAUAUUACAGUGACCGUGUGAUUAUGAAUAUUUCCAGUGGACAGCCCUCAACCUCAACAAUUUUUGAGUCAAAAUUCUGUUUCUACCAUGAGUUCAUGUCUAUUCCAAAGGCAUUUUUCCAAUACGUUUUUGCACUGCAUAAAUUAUAUUAUACAUUUUUUUACACUAGCAACAAAUAUUUACAUAUUCCAAGAUGUUAAUCUAUAAUUUUUUCCUCCAACUUCACUCAGUGAUUUCAAGCUCUUGCAAAAUGAUUUAUUAUGUUUAUUUAUAUGUUAAACUAUUUUCUUUCUUAUCCAAAUCAGAAGUUGCAGGCCAUCAAUAAAAGCUGUCUCCCAGGUUUUGUAUCUUGAGAGACUCCAGAGCCAAACUGAUUUUCUAAGAUUUGAGACAAAGUUGUCACAGAUUAUUUUUUUACUAUUCCCAGAAUUAUAUAUUACUUUCCAAUUACAUCAAGGAUUCUGUUUACUUGAAGACUGUGUGAAGUUGCCGUUUUGUGCAACCACUUCCUUUAACAGACCUACUGUCCAUUUUUCCACUCAAAGACCUCUAGUUAAAAUACUACAGA
Messenger RNA from Bubalus bubalis (water buffalo), 5437 nucleotides. Its product is annotated as ATP-binding cassette sub-family C member 4-like. Gene Ontology annotation, cellular component: plasma membrane. The record is from RefSeq and is a predicted model, not a curated record. NCBI's taxonomy places the organism in Eukaryota, Metazoa, Chordata, Mammalia, Artiodactyla, Bovidae. Gene Ontology annotation, biological process: transmembrane transport. Gene Ontology annotation, molecular function: ATP binding; ABC-type transporter activity; ATP hydrolysis activity.